Messenger RNA from Neltuma alba, 3321 nucleotides. Its product is annotated as probable receptor-like protein kinase At2g39360. NCBI's taxonomy places the organism in Eukaryota, Viridiplantae, Streptophyta, Magnoliopsida, Fabales, Fabaceae. The record is from RefSeq and is a predicted model, not a curated record. Bases 647 to 3088 code for a protein of 813 amino acids. Gene Ontology annotation, molecular function: protein kinase activity; ATP binding. Gene Ontology annotation, biological process: protein phosphorylation. The transcript has a single exon.
AUAAGCCCACGCACUCCCUGUGAGAGCCGUAGAAGGAAGCUUCCCUCCCCCUCGCAUUUAUUCAGGAAAGCUUUCGAAUUGAUGGAUGUAACAACUCUCAUUGUAGCGUGACACAGAGUGAAAAAGGAUUAGCUAUCUCUGAUAGCUGUCUUCAUGAUGAUUUUGGUCCAACAACCUUGACCCCACUCUCUUCUUUAUCCUUUAUGGGCCCCCGUUUUGUUGCUUUCUGGUACCAAAAAUCCCAUGAAUUUGUCAAACAGGACGUACGUCAGGAAUUUAAAAUAGUGGAAUUGUGGGGUUAGUGUGUGAUUAUUGUAUCUUUUUGUACCCAUCGUGUUUCUUGGCAUAUACUUCUAUAUCUCUCUCUGGUUUCUUUCCAGGAUAUGAGAAGCCAAACUUGACUGUGAAUACUUUUUUGUUCUGAGCCUUCUGGGUUUGAGAGGGGUGAAGCAAUUUUGGCUUAUUCAUUCUUUUCAUUGAUUCUGUUCCUAGGUUUUCUGUCUCUUCUUUUUGAAAUUUUCUGUCAAAGUACUGUCUUUUCACUUCUGCGUUAGUAUUUGCCCCCGUCUCAUCAGCUUUUGGCAAUCUGUUUGGGGCUCAUCUAACAUUGCUUUGUAGAUUCCCUAUCCUGUCUCUGCAUUCAUACAUGGGUUCUUCCAGUUCCAACCAUAAGGCUUUUAUUGGAGUUUCAUCCAUUUUCUGGUUGAUCUGGGUUUCAUUGGGAGGUAUUUCUGGCGAUGACUUUUUCAUAGACUGUGGAUCUCCCAACAUCACUAAAGUGGGAGAACGUGUAUUUGUGGCUGAUAAUUCUACUUCUAGGCUUCUUUCAACCUCAAGAAUUAUUUUGGCAAAGGCAGACUCCGCCGUUGUUCUUCCAUCAUCUUUUGAUUCAAACCUGUACCGAACUGCUAGAAUCCUUGAAGGUGUUUCUCGAUACACAUUCCCAAUCAAAAAACAUGGUAGGUACUGGAUUCGCUUGUACUUCUUCCCUUUUAGUUUUGGAAGCCACAACAUGAGCUCUGCAAAAUUCUCUGUUUCUGCUCAAGAAAGCACCACCCUGCUGAAAGAUUUUCACUUGGAUAGUGGUGUUGUACGGAAGGAAUACUCUUUGAACAUCUCUGAGAGCCAGCUUGUACUCACUUUCACACCUUCUUCUAAAUCAUUUGCAUUCAUAAAUGCCUUAGAAGUUAUCUCAAUUCCUGAUAAGGUUAUUCCUGAGCAUGUUGAGAGUGUUCACCCGCAAGGUGAUGAUGAUAAGAAUCUCUGGAAGCAGGCUUUGGAAACUCUUGCCAGAGUGAACAUGGGAAAUCAAUCUGUGUCACCUCUAAAUGAUAGCUUGGGCCGUGAUUGGGUGCCAGAUGGUUCGUUUCUUAUUCACAGGAAUUUUGCCAAUUUCACAUCCAACGUUACAGCAGUUAAUUUCAAAGCAGCAAACAUGUCAGAUGUUAUUGCACCAGCUGAGGUAUAUGGUACUGUGACUUCAUUGAAAGUUGUUGAUCAAGAUCCCAGAUCCAAAGCAAAUAUGACAUGGCUUUUUAAUGUUGAUCCUGGCUUUGAUUAUCUGCUUCGGUUUCACUUCUGUGACGUUGUGAAUCUACCACCUGACACUCUCUUCAGUGUUUAUGUUAACUCGGGGCUUGUUUCUACUAUCAAUGUUGGCACGGCAAUGCCGCAUCAAGGAGCCCCAUAUUAUGUGGAUGCAAUCACAAGAGUAAGUGGUAGCUCUAAUUUAACUGUCUCUGUUGGCACACCUAGUCCAGGUGAUAAUGUUUCUCCAGUCUUUCUCAAUGGGCUUGAGAUCAUGAAAAUGAGCAAUUCAGAGGAUAGCCUGGUCUUGGACCCUAAGAGCAGUUCCAAGAAAAAACUUGGUAUCAUAAUAGCAGGUUGUGUGGCAGGUUUGGUUGUGAUUCUUUUAGUUGUGGCUAUGGCUGUUGUGUUACUAUACCGAAGAAGGAGGAACCGUCUCCAUGUUAGUCAUGAAAAUGGGAAGGACCUUCCUGGUAUGAGUGGGAUGGAUCAUUCUAACAUCUUUUCCAACUCAAAAAUUGGGUAUCGUUUUCCACUUGCAAUCAUCCAAGACGCAACUAAUAAUUUCAGUGAAGAUCUAGUCAUUGGUGUGGGAGGUUUUGGGAAGGUUUACAAAGGAGCGUUCAGAGAUGAAACAAAGGUGGCUGUGAAGAGGGGAUCAUCUCAAUCGCAACAAGGUCUUGCAGAGUUCAGAACUGAAAUUGAGAUGCUAUCUCAGUUUCGCCACCGGCAUCUGGUAUCAUUGAUCGGUUACUGCCACGACCAAGAUGAGAGAAUCAUCAUAUAUGAAUACAUGGAAAAUGGUACAUUAAAGAACCAUUUAUAUGGAUCAGAUGAUAAACCAAGCUUAAAUUGGAGGCAAAGGUUAGAAGCAUGCAUAGGAGCAGCCAAAGGGCUUCACUAUCUUCACACUGGCUCUACCAAGGCAAUUAUUCACCGUGAUGUUAAAUCAGCAAAUAUACUUCUGGAUGAGAACUUCAUGGCUAAGGUUGCUGAUUUUGGUCUUUCAAAGACAGGACCUGAGAUUGAUAAGACGCAUGUCAGCACUGCAGUGAAAGGAAGCUUUGGAUAUCUUGAUCCAGAAUACUUAACAACACAGCAACUCACAGAGAAAUCAGAUGUUUACUCCUUUGGUGUGGUCAUGUUUGAAGUCCUCUGUGGUAGACCUGUGAUAGACCCAUCACUCCCAAGGGAAAAGGUGAAUCUGAUUGAAUGGGUGAUGAAAUGUCUGGAGAGAAAUAACUUGAAAGAGAUCGUGGAUCCUCGUCUCAAUGAUCAGAUAGAGUCAGAUUCGCUGAAAAAGUUUGUAGAGAUUGCAGAAAAGUGCCUAGCUGAACAUGGCAGUAACAGGCCUACCAUGGGAGAUGUGUUGUGGAACUUGGAGUAUGCCCUAAGACAAGAAGGUGCUGGUCGCCACCAAUCGCCACAGAUUCAUCAAAUGGAUCGCUCGAACACUGGUUUAUCAGCUACAGAAUACACCAUGGGAAGCAUGGGUGCCAUCUCUGAUGUUUCAAUGAGUAAGGUGUUUGCUCAAAUGGUGAGAAGAGAGGAUAUGAGGUAGAACAUGUUACAUAUGAUCAUUUGAUUUUUCCAUUGUGAGUGGCUCAAGAAAAGUAGUACUGCAAAAUAGGUAGUUGGGUUUUGAUUUGAUUCUUAUGUUGUUACACUGGAGUGAAGUAAAUUCAGUGCAUAUUGUUGCAUAUGCCAUGUGAUAUACGGACACAGCAUAAGCAUUGUACCUAGAAUUUGUUUAAUAAUUGGUUUUCUAUAUUACAUUUUGUUCUCCUCUAUAAA